AUUUUCUAAUUAGCUUUAAAAAAUACAUCUUAUUUUUUAUAUUUGUUUACAUUGUUAGUGUCAUUUGAAGUUGCAUACGUCACUAGGUGGUCAAAGAGCGAUCAAAUUACCUUUAAAAUUAUUGAAUAAUUAACGGCUGAAUUGAAAUCAUUUCAAGUUUCUAAUUUGCACCGUCAGCAUGGAGCUAAACAUUUUCUCUACAAGUAAUAAAUCGCUUUGCAAAGUCUCAAUGCAGUCAUCAGAUACUGUUGGAGACGUAAAAAAAGCAAUAUCACGUGCCAUAAAGAAGUUAUCAAUUCAUCGCCAAUCAAUUCGCAGCGAAUUAAAAGGCAAAGACUUAAAAGAUAACACAUCACUAUCUGGUUUGGGAUUAUCGAAUGGGUCAACACUUUAUGUUAAAGACUUGGGGCUUCAAAUUGGAUGGCGAACGGUUUUUGUGGCUGAAUAUUUCGGCCCACUUAUUGUAUAUAUUCUUUUUGCGUUACGUCCGGCGUUUAUUUACGCCAAUUCCAACGCUCCAUAUUCUUUAGGGGCUAAAAUUGCAGUUUGCUGUUGGUCAUUCCAUUAUUUAAAACGAAUUUACGAAUCGAUUUUCGUUCAUCGUUUUUCCCACGCCACAAUGCCAAUAAGAAGCUUAUUUAAAAAUUGUGCUUAUUAUUGGGGUUUUGCCGCUUAUAUAGCCGUACAUGUAAAUCAUCCAUUAUUUACUGAACCAUCCUUUUUGCAAAUGGCGUUUGGGUUAGGGAUGUUUAUCUUUUGUGAGUUGGGUAAUUUAAGUAUUCACUUAUUAUUAAGAGAUUUACGACCCGCUGGAUCGACGGUGCGAAAAAUACCAAAACCCAAUAGUAAUUUUUUUACAAAAUUAUUUAAUUUGGUUUCUUGCCCUAAUUAUACUUAUGAAUACGGGGCUUGGCUUGGGUUUUCAAUCUUAACUAGUUGUGUUCCAGCUUUAAUAUUUGCAAUGGCUGGAAUGUAUCAAAUGACACUUUGGGCAAUAAAUAAGCAUAAAAAUUACAAGAAAGAAUUCAAAGAUUAUCCGAAAUCAAGAAAAGCUAUCAUUCCAUACAUGUUAUAAUUUUAUAUUUUUUUUGGAAAACAAGGGUUGGAGGGUUACAUGAAAUAUUUUGAGUGGUGAAGCAAUUUUUUGUUUGUUAUUUUUUUGUAAAUGGAUUAAAUAUAAAUAAAACCAGUUUAAAACAUUA
Onthophagus taurus is the source of this 1202-nucleotide messenger RNA. RefSeq names its product trans-2,3-enoyl-CoA reductase Sc2 (gene Sc2). Gene Ontology annotation, molecular function: oxidoreductase activity, acting on the CH-CH group of donors; protein binding. Gene Ontology annotation, biological process: very long-chain fatty acid biosynthetic process. NCBI's taxonomy places the organism in Eukaryota, Metazoa, Arthropoda, Insecta, Coleoptera, Scarabaeidae. The record is from RefSeq and is a predicted model, not a curated record.